This is a messenger RNA of Dichotomopilus funicola, 960 nucleotides long. RefSeq lists its product as uncharacterized. The record is from RefSeq and is a predicted model, not a curated record. The coding region runs from base 1 to 960 and encodes 319 amino acids. NCBI's taxonomy places the organism in Eukaryota, Fungi, Ascomycota, Sordariomycetes, Sordariales, Chaetomiaceae. The transcript has 2 exons.
AUGGGCAGGGGCGCGGGCAUCGCCCUCCGGGGCCUCCAAUUCUUCAUACGCUCCGUCCAAUUCUGCUGCGCAGCCAUCGUCCUCGCGCUCUUCUCCUACUUCCUCGCAACCCUCAACAACCACAACCUCCCCAUCGACGUAUGGGUCCGAGCAGUCGAGGGCAUCUCGGGCGUCGGGGUAGCCUACACGGCACUGACCAUCCUCUCGCUGUGCUGCUGCGCGGGGCGCUCGUUCCCGUCCUUCUUGAUGAUGGUGCUCGAUGUGGCUUUCCUCGGCGCGUUUAUUUAUGUUGCGUCGGCCAACCGCGGCGGCGCGUCGACGUGCACGGGGGAUGUUGAUACGCCGUAUGGAAGGGGGAAUGCGGAGACGAAUGUGGGGGAUAAGAAGGGUACUGGUGAUGGGUUUACGGCGUUGCCGAGUUUGCGCACGGCGUGCAAGAUGGAGACGGCGUCGUUGGCGGUUUCGAUAGUUGCUGUCCUCUUCUUCGCCCUCUCCCCCUUCGUCAGCCUCUGGCUCGUCCGCCACCAUAAGAAGGAGAUGCGUUUCGGCCCCUCGCCGGCCAACGACUACACCUCUGGCUACGGCCACAACGACGGCACCACCAAGCCCGAGAAGCGCGGCGGCUUCCUGGGCUUCUUGGGGUUUGGCCGCAAGCGCACCAAUGCCACGGACACCCAGAACCCUAACAUCCUGCCGGAACAUUCGACCCCGGAUGAUUUGCGUGAUAGCUAUACGACGGAGCAGACGCAUGUCGAUCACAACAGCAGCCACGGUACUGGUGCUGGUGCGGGCGUUGGGGCUGGCGGUGGUGGCGGUGGUGGAUAUGGAGGGUUGGGUAACGGGACGAGCAAGUAUGAGACGCCGUAUUUGGGCGGUGCUGGGGACAAUAUCCCGAUGGGGAACUAUUCGAGUUACGGGGACGGGCAUCGGUAUGAGAACAAUGGUGGGGUGUAUCGGUAA